This is a messenger RNA of Porites evermanni, 702 nucleotides long. The record is from the annotation of a GenBank genome assembly. NCBI's taxonomy places the organism in Eukaryota, Metazoa, Cnidaria, Anthozoa, Scleractinia, Poritidae.
AUGAAAGGUGUUUUUGCAGUUGUGGCAUUCAUUCUGGUAAUGGGCCUCUUUACAUUUGCGCAAAGUAACCUAGAACGUGCAAAAAGAGAACUCAAAAGGCUACGAGAUGAGCUAGCCGGUGCUAAUAAGAAGAGCGACAUUUUGUUCCUGUUCGACACCUCCGGUAGGGUGUCGUCCAGUGAGUUUCAAACUCAAAAGGGAUUCGUCAUGAACAUUUUGAACACUAUAACUGUUAGCGUUGAUUCUACCCGAAUAGAAGUCAUACCUUUUGCCGACACAGCAAGCCGAUUCAUAGACGGAGUUUCCGUUCCCUCCUUGGACAAGCACAAGUGCCAGCUGGUUGAAAAAUUCAAUUCUAUGCCUCAAAGCAUCAAUGGCUUCGGCAGGAAUACGCAUGGUGCCUUUAAACUGGCCUUUGAUAUCUGCCUUGGACAAUUAAGCGCAUUGAAAAGGGUCCCCCUCUAUCGAGUGAAAACGGUGGUUAUUUUCCUCACGGUUGGUCCUUGGCAAGGCCAGAGCCCUGUUUCCAUUGCCAAGAAUCUACAACAGGCCAAUAUUGAGGUAUUUGUGAUCGGCGUCGGAAACAGAAUUCUGGAGAACAACUUACAAAAGAUGGUUAAUAAUGCAGACAAACAAGCCUUUUACUUCAGAACCUUUCAGGAGUUUGCUGAACUGUCGGUUUAUCUUAGAGGAGGUGAGUGA